Molecule: messenger RNA, 2503 nt
Organism: Trichoplusia ni (cabbage looper)
Lineage: Eukaryota; Metazoa; Arthropoda; Insecta; Lepidoptera; Noctuidae
Exons: 1
Coding region: 203-949 (248 amino acids)
Source: RefSeq, a predicted model, not a curated record
UUAGUUUAUUAAAAACAAACAAAUUGUCUGUGGUAAAUAGACUAUGGCUACCGUUUUGUUAAUUUAUUGUUUCUAUUGUGUAUUUAACAUAAAUAAACCGAUAAUUCACUGUUUACAAAUAACCGAAGGCAUAAAUAAACAAUAUAUUAAUGCAGGAAACACAGAUAUAUCUUGAGAAACUCGUAAAUUGCUUAUAACGAAGAUGAAUAUUAACGUCAAUGUGUACGAAGUGCCUGUUGUGAAUGCAGUUAUUAUGCACCAACAGCCUCCACAGGAGCAACAGAAUCAUGUUCCGCAGCCUGUGAACCCCCCAGAGCCGCCGCCUAUACACUCCGAGCGAAAGCCAAAGCUUGAAAAGAAAAAAAAAGAGGCAAUAGAGGGACAGGCAAGGGAGAUUAUUUUUAAGGUAAUUAAGUUCUUUGAAAGCGAAAAACAGAAUAGAGGCUACGCUUUUCCAGUAGAAAAUGUUGUAAAGAGAGCGUGUGCAGCCACAGGCCUGUCAGAAAGCACGAUAAAACGGAUAAAGAGGGACGGGUUACGCGCCGAAGCUACGCAAACGAAAAUCGCGGGACCGAAGAAAAAACGCGUAAGAAAAACAAAAGUACAGUUAGAUUACUUCCAAUUAUGUGCUCUAAGAGGCAUAGUGAACAGUUAUUCAGUCAGAAAAGAGGUCCCAACGCUGGGCAAGAUUUUAACGGCGGCAAAACACGAAUUGAACUACAGAGGUGGCAAAGAGUCUCUAAGACUCAUUUUAUUAAAUAAACUUGGUAUUAAAUUUAAGAAGUGUGAGAAAAAGAAUAAGAAACCGCCUGAACAGCCUCCGCCGCCGCCACAGCCUCAGAUACAGAAUAUAAUGCCUCAUCCUCAAAUGCAACCAGUGAUGAAGCCGGUUGAAAACCAGUGUGUCUAUACCAAUAUGAUGCAGCAUGUACCACCCGUCUCAUACUAGUAAAUAGGACUACAAAUCAAAGAUAAAACAAUUUAUUUUUAUUGAAAUAUUAUUUGUGGAUAAGACUCUUUGGACAGUUUUUUUUAAUUGCAAUGGUGCUGGCACCAUUGGGCGAAAUGGUAAAUGAAGUUCGAAUAUCAGUUAAAAUUUAAUGACCUAAACUUAAAGAUCAUAUUAUUAUUUGAGUUAGUCAAAGCAACAGUGAGAUUGAAAAAAACCAAUGAUGAUAAAUUUUCUAAAUAUAUACUAAUAAUCUACAAUACUGAAAAAAAUCCAUCAAAAAGUUUUAACUCACAAGUAACAUUUCAAUAAAAACCAUGUAUAAAGUAAACAUAGUAAAAAAGUGUCUUUCAGCGAGAUGCAGACAUGUUAGUUCCUAGCAGAAAAUAGAUUAUAAAGUAUUAAAUGAAAUAGAAAAAGCCUUAAUUUUCAUGCUGGUCAAAUAUUAAUAAAAAAUAACUUUGUAGGUACUAACAAAAUCAAAUAACAUUAUUAUUGUCAUAGACCAAAAAUAAACAUGAAAAGAAAUACAAUAUUACUUUAAUUGUUUAGGACAAUAAGAACAGUUUAGUCAUGUGUAUUGAUCAUGAUGCUAUAUUGACUAUAUACUUGAUUGAGUCUUUCAAAAUUAGUCUAACACCAUUUUGGAUAGCUGUUAAAAAUACAUUUUGAAUGGAAGCAGGUCAUGCAAUCUAUUAUAUUUCUACAUAACUAAUAUAUCGACUUUAAUUUGGCCAGCAUGUCAAUAAACAUAUUAUAAAGAAAACAUGUCUAUAGAAUUCAAUUUUAAAAUCUCUAUGAUGAUUUAUUUAUGUACUAAAAGGGACUCUAUUUAUUAUGUCACAUUUUUGUUUAUUUAUGUCUCCCAAAAUGAACUUGAAAGUAUUUAUUUAACAAGCAUGUAACAACUGUUUUUAACAGAAAAGAUUAUAAUAUGGCAGCCAGUUUUAAACAGGAAUAUAUUCAAGCCCAAAUUUAUGCAAGUAGCUGCCAUAACGAAAAAAAAAAACAGCGAAUGGCGCCCAAAAUUUCAAAAAUGUAUGAUUUAAAAAGUGUAGUAAAAAGAAAUGGAAUUCGGUUGUAAUUUAUGGUGAUUUUAUUGUUAUUAAACUGCAUAUAUUUAGUUUUACGAUUUUACAAUUUGGACAACCAAUACUAACUCUGGGGUAUUGUAUUACACGGCACCAUAGAUUCUGGAGGUCAGAUAGGCAGUCGCUCUGUAACCUACAGUGUUUAAUAAAAUUCAUAAACUUACGACAUUAUUUAAACAAUAAUUUUGCGAUUCGUUUACUUAUAUUGGGCAAUUAAUAUCAAUGCAAUGAACACCGAACUUAUACUUGCUACAGCAAAGGUGGUUCCGCCAGGGAGCAUGACGUAAAAAUUGUAAAUGCAUAUGCAGUUUAUUAACAAAUCAAAUUGUUAAUAUUAUGUACAGUAUAUUAGUUCAUUAUAUUAAUGAUCAUUAUUUCUAGAUUUAAGUCAACUGUAUAAUAAAUAAGGCUGAGUAUUACACUAUGUAUUUUUAAUCGAAUAAAACAAGAAUUAAGUUUUGAA